UUUAACUUGAAACAAAAAUAAAAAAUGUCGUUAUUGAAACGCAUCAAAAAGUAUGUGACUGGAUCUUCACAAACCAGUGAAAAGAAGUUUGCUGUGAUAAAGAGUAUCAAUAAGGAAUCUUCGACCACUUUUGAUCCUAAGAACCCGCCGCCUGAAUUAAGUGAGCGGGAAGUACAGAUUAUAAAAGACUGCUGGGCAAUAGUUCAACAGAGCGUGGCCGAAGUUGGAAUUAUUACCUUUGUCGGUCUGUUUGAGACCCAUCCAGAAGUACACGAUGCCUUCAUGUCAUUCCGAGCAGUUAACACAUCUGACCUCGAAUACAAUGCAAUUCUUCGUGCGCAUGCGCUACGAGUGAUGGGGACUGUAGACAAGUGUAUUAAUAGACUUGACAACAACAUCAAAAUACGAGAGCUCAUGACAAACUUGGGAAUUCGGCACAUAAAUUAUUCCGUGAAGAUUGAAUAUAUGGAUUUGAUGGGUCCUCAGUUCAUCAGCUCCAUCAAGCUCCAUUUGAAAACAAUUUGGACAGAAGAGCAUGAGAAAUCCUGGGAGAAUUUAUUCAGGUUCAUGUGCUACUACAUUAGGAAGGGGAUGUGUAGUAUAUGA
Mya arenaria is the source of this 606-nucleotide messenger RNA. RefSeq names its product myoglobin-like. NCBI's taxonomy places the organism in Eukaryota, Metazoa, Mollusca, Bivalvia, Myida, Myidae. The record is from RefSeq and is a predicted model, not a curated record. The coding region runs from base 25 to 606 and encodes 193 amino acids. Gene Ontology annotation, molecular function: heme binding; oxygen binding. The transcript is spliced from 3 exons.